Lachancea dasiensis is the source of this 1194-nucleotide messenger RNA. Lineage: Eukaryota; Fungi; Ascomycota; Saccharomycetes; Saccharomycetales; Saccharomycetaceae. The record is from the annotation of a GenBank genome assembly.
AUGACGUCAGCUGUGAUUGACAUCGCUUGGCAUAUAAAACUAUAUAGGCUAUUAAGGAGAACCAAAGUUCUGCUCAACAUCCUUGAAGCACAUCCAGCAAUGGAAAAGGAAAGCCUACUUCUUCCGACGGAGGAUAAGAAUGCUGUUCCCUCGAGGAUUUUUAAAAAUAAAUUGACCUGGCUUCUUCAUGACUGGAGCAGGUUCACACCUGCAUAUGUGUCUCUGCUUGUAGCACACGCCAUUUGGGCUAUUCCGGUCUAUUACAUGUCCCCAUGGAGUGGAAAUCCGGGAUAUAUUAUUCUGUCUCUAACUAUCUGGUUUCUGCUUCUCGAAGUUGCAUUCGCUGUGGUGGCCAUUCUGGCACUGCGGAAUAGAAAACUAGUGUUUCUGAAGGCAUACGAAGACGUGGCCAACCACAUCAGUGCCCAAAGACCAGGAACUGAUCUGAACAUGUGGGACUCGAUUGCCUUGGAACUGAACUCUACGUUCGCGAAGGAUGAGAGCUGGCAUUCCUCUGUUUGUUUGUGGGACGGUGCUGACUGCUAUGCAUGUUUCAGGUCUCUCCUAUAUAUACCGUUCAAACAUGAGAAACUCGAUGGUGACGUGCGGGCUGUCAUUGGAGAUUCUAUAUUGGUGUAUGAAGAUUCCGUUGAACAACGCUGGACCUACAAGAUGGACAUCGAGAAAUUGUGCGAGACAGCUUCGCUCAAUAAACUGCCUCAAGAGCUAUACAGCUCCAAGUUUACAUGGACCAUGACGAAUUUAAUGAAGAGAAAGUCUAACUGGCUCUGCGCACUAUGUUUUAUUCAUCUAUCUUCGCUUUGGUGGACAGUUGGCUACUUUGUAGGUUUUGUUCUUGCUUCUGUCCUGGAAACAACCAUUGCUGCUCGCACUCGACUGCUCGAUAUACAGAACUCUUUCCGCCUGUUGGUAAUUGUGGCAAACCAGGAAUCUAGCGAGGAUGAAGCGGACUGGGACCAAAUUGCGAAAGCAGUGAAUGAACUGGUCCAGGAGAGUCCUUUAUCUUCUUUUUUCAAAGCGGGCUUUUUCUUUGAUGGAGAUGACUGUCACCGAGUAUUUGAGAACAGUGUAGAGACUAUUUUGUGCGGUAAGGAGUCUAGUUAUCCUGAGUUGGUUCCUUUAGCAAGCAGAUGUCAAGCCAUAUCUGGACUUGACGCUGGCGAGAAGGUGUAG